Cyclocybe aegerita is the source of this 1584-nucleotide messenger RNA. The record is from the annotation of a GenBank genome assembly. NCBI's taxonomy places the organism in Eukaryota, Fungi, Basidiomycota, Agaricomycetes, Agaricales, Hemipholiotaceae.
AUGGGCAAAACCGACGCCGACCCAUUCGCCAUCUUCCACCAACCGCCCCCAGGCGAGACGCCCAGCGAACGUGCGGUGCGGCAGGCGAAAGAGGCUGAGGCGAAGCGGGUCAGCGACCUGAUUGACGAGCAGCUCAAAGCGGAGAAGCAGGCGCUGAAGAAGGAGAAGUACGUGGUAAAGGUGCUGCUGCUUGGACAGUCGGAGAGUGGCAAGUCUACGACGUUGAAAAACUUCCGCAUGCGAUAUGCUAAAGCCGCCUGGGACGCCGAGCGAACCUCCUGGCGGUCGGUCAUCCAGCUCAACGUCAUACGGUCUAUCAUCACCAUCGUCGAAAUCCUGCAAGCCGAGAUGGACGGCGACCCAAUCGACUCCAGCACACCCACAACACCCGCUGAGGCGCCCGCCCUCAAUUCUCCGACACAGGUUCUAUCGACACUCCUGACAGACAAACACCAACUUCUGAAGCUCCGCCUCGGCCCUCUUCGGCGCGUAGAGACGGAUCUCAGGAAGAGGCUCGGGCAGGGCGCUGUGGAGGAGACAGACGGAGCUGCCGCUGAGCUCAGCGAGCUCGGUCCGCUCAGCCUCGAGCCCGAGUCGGAGGUAUUGGUCAAGAAACAGAGAACGGAAUGGGGCGUGCACCGGCUGCACGACGCCCUGGAGAAACUUUCCUCUACGGUGGCUCGAGUGGGCAGCCCAAGUUCACGAGGUCAUGGGAGCGAUGAUGGGUCGAGAGAGGGCGGUGCGGAUGAUGUUACGGAUGUGAUUGCGAGUUGUAGGGAGGACAUGAAGGCUCUGUGGUCGGAUGAGGCUGUUAGGACUGUGUUGAAGAAAAGGAAGACGCGGAUGGAGGACUCGGCGGGGUUCUUCCUCGAUGAUCUCGACCGCAUAGCCCAACGAAACUACGAACCAUCUGACGACGAUGUCGUUCGCGCCCGCCUACGAACCCUGGGCGUUCAAGAGUACCGGAUCUCCUUCGAUCCUAACGACAACACCGUCUUCGCAGACGCGUCAGACCCCUCUCUUGAGCCGCGGCCUGUGAAACGGAUACCCAUCCUGAACAUCGCAGGAGUUGGGGGCGACGCUGGGAGGGAAUGGUUACUAUACGAUGUAGGAGGAUCAAGAACGAUGCGUCAUGCAUGGCUGCCGUACUUUGAUAACGUUCAAGCUAUCAUCUUCCUGGCCCCCGUCUCAUGCUUCGAUGAACGGCUAACAGAAGACUCAAAGAUCAAUCGCCUAGAAGAUUCGUUCCUUCUCUGGCGGACGGUCUGCGGCUCCAAGCUCCUGCAAAAAACAACGAUGAUCAUGUUCCUGAACAAAUGCGACCUCCUCAAGAAAAAGCUCAAGUCGGGCGUUCAAGUGAAGACGUACCUCCCAAGCUAUGGAGAGCGGCCGAACGACGCCAACACUGUCGUGAAAUACCUGAAGGACAAGUUCAAGGAGAUUCUCCACCAGGAGUCGCCAGAGUUGAGGCGAAGUUAUUUCUAUGCGACGACCGUCAUCGAUACGAAGGCGACAGCCGCUACGAUCAAAGCUGUUCGGGACAGCAUCCUGCGAGACUACCUCAAGAGUGCGGAUAUCGUCUAA